Messenger RNA from Ceratosolen solmsi marchali, 5248 nucleotides. It is a transcript of the gene Arms, whose product is annotated as Ankyrin repeat-rich membrane spanning. Gene Ontology annotation, molecular function: protein kinase regulator activity; PDZ domain binding. The transcript has 22 exons. Lineage: Eukaryota; Metazoa; Arthropoda; Insecta; Hymenoptera; Agaonidae. The record is from RefSeq and is a predicted model, not a curated record. The coding region runs from base 101 to 5188 and encodes 1695 amino acids.
UACAGUUGAACUUACCCAGGUUAUACUAGGAAAAUACUAUUGGCUUGUUAUAUGUCAGUGAACAAAAAUUUUUGAUUAGACUCUGCGUCGGACCGACUCGAUGGUAUCUCUUUGUUAUCGCACAUUGGCCAGUUAUGUCAGCGAUGACAACCUUUCUGGAUUGCAAAAUUUUCUUGAAAAUAAAAGAAUUCAAGUUGAUGAUCGUGAUGAGAAUGGCAGCACAGCCCUUAUUCUUUCAGCAAGUAGAGGAAAAAUUCAUUUUGUUCGAGAACUUAUCAAUCACGGGGCAGAUGUUAAUGCUGAAGAUGUGGAUAACUGGACGGCAUUACUUUUUGCGGCUAAAGAAGGAUACAAUGAUGUUUGUAUUGAACUCCUUGAACAUGGAGCCAUUCUUGAACAUCAUGACAUGGGAGGAUGGACAGCUCUUAUGUGGGCAACAUAUAAAUACAGAACUUCAACGGUAACAUUAUUAUUGUCACGUUGUGCAGAUGUUAAUGCACACGGAAACUAUCACAUAUCUUCUUUACUGUGGGCAGCUGGUCGUGGAUACACUGAAAUCGUUAAAGAUUUGCUUACUUAUGGUGCUAAAGUCAAUGUUGGUGAUAAGUAUGGUACAACUGCAAUUAUUUGGGCUUCUAGGAAAGGUAACAUAGAAAUUGUAGAUGCCCUCCUUAAAGCUGGUUCAACGGUUGAUACAGCUGGAAUGUAUUCGUGGACACCGCUUUUAGUAGCGACCCUUGGGAAUCACGUUGAAGUUGUUUUGCUACUCCUUGAUUACAAACCAAACGUGAAUGCUGUGGAUAAGGAUGGCUGUACUGCGCUUUCGAUUGCGUGUAGAGAUGGUUAUCAUGAAAUUGCAAAUGCCUUGCUUAAUGCUGGGGCUUAUAUUAAUAUUCAAGACAAAUGUGGCGAUACAAAUUUAAUUCACGCUGUAAAAGGUGGACAUAGAGGUGUUGUCGAAUCUUUACUGAAAAAAUACGCAGAUGUUGACAUUCCUGGCAAAGAUCGAAAAACAGCUACUUAUAUAGCAGUGGAAAAAGGUAACGUGCAAAUAUUAAAAGUACUGCUGAGUGCUAAUCCUGACCUUGAAAUCGCCACGAAAGAUGGAGACACUCCGUUAUUACGAGCUGUGAGGUCACGUAAUGCCGAAAUAAUACAACUACUGUUAGACAAAAAAGCGAAAGUAUCGACAAUGGAUAAAAAGGGUGAUACUGUACUGCAUAUUGCAAUGCGUGCUAGAUCUAAAGGCAUCGUUGAGAUUCUUCUUAGAAAUCCAAAAAAUAGUCAACUCCUUUACAGACCUAAUAAGCAGGGCGAGACUCCAUACAAUAUUGAUAUCAAUCAUUCAAAAACAAUAUUGGGACAAAUUUUUGGUGCUCGUCGAUUAAAUACAAACGAAGAUAAUGAAAAUAUGCUUGGCUAUGAUCUUUACAGCAGCGCUUUGGCGGAUAUAUUAAGCGAACCAUCACUAUCAACUCCGAUAACUGUUGGUCUUUAUGCAAAGUGGGGAUCGGGAAAAUCUUUUUUAUUAAAUAAGCUCAGAGAAGAGAUGAAAAAUUUUGCUCGGCAAUGGCUCGAUCCAUCUUUCCAGUUUUCUUCAUUAUUAUUUCUUAUUAUAACUCACACUUCCCUCUUGAUUGGAGUAAUCAUUGGUCUUAUCUGUCAAUCAUGGAUAACUGGGCUAAUAUCUGGAGGAAGUUUAGUUAUUUUUAUAUACCUCUUCCUAUUAUUGAUUCAGUAUGCUAAUAAACGAUAUGACUGGUAUUGGCCUUACAGUUUCACUGUAACAUUGAGCACUAAACUGAAAUCUCUGAAACUACUGUUACAAGUGCUUUUUUGCCAUCCACCAGGCAAUCAAACACACGAUGGUAUUACUAUACAACCAAUUAAAUUCUUUUUCACGGAUCAAACGCGUGUGGGAACGACAACAGCUGGCGAAAAUGCCGUUGUACAGAUGGUUGGUUCACUGUACGAUUCUAUUGAAGAUGAAUUUGGUUCAUUACCAACACGACUGUACAGAGCUUUUCGACCAAAGCCUGUUAAAACUACUACAACUUGGAAAUGGAGAUAUCUUUGUUGUCUUCCUUACGUUGCAAUAUUUGAAUUCUGUUUCUGUAGUUUCGUCGUUGGGAUCACGAUACUCACUGUGUAUAUUAUAGAUUCAUCUUCUAAUAAGCCAGUAAUUGAGCGCAUAACGGCACAUAUUAUUAUGAUUAGUAUUGCUUUAUUAUUGGCCGUUAGUAUAAUUGCAAAUUUAUAUACUUGGAGCAGAACGCUUCAAUCUCUCAUUUUCUCUCAGCGUAGACAACUUAGACGACGGAUUGCUAAACUUGAAACAUUGAAAAGUGAAGGUUUUUUACAAACACUAAGAAGUGAAGUGAAUCUUAUGACUGAAAUGGUUAAAUGUUUAGAUGGUUUUACAGCCCAAAAAAGUAGAUUAGUAGUGAUUGUUGACGGUCUUGAUAGCUGUGAACAAGACAAAGUUUUAUUGGUACUCGAUGCCAUUCAGUCUUUAUUUAGUGAUAAUGGAUGUCCAUUCAUUGUUAUUUUAGCUAUUGAUCCUCACAUUAUAUCUAAGGCUGUAGAAGUGAACAGCCGUAGGCUUUUCACGGAAUCAAAUAUUGGAGGUCAUGAUUAUCUUCGCAAUAUGGUGCAUUUACCAUUUUAUUUGCAAAAUAGUGGUCUUCGAAAAGUCAAAAUAGCGCAACAGACAGCUUUAUAUAGUAAUAAAAAAACGACAUGGAACGAAGCUGAAGAGAGUGUAAAUUACACAACAACGAAUCCAUUGCAUCGAUCGAUAUCGAAUCGACGUUUAAGUACCGAAUCUAGCGUAAUAAAUAGCACUGAGAAACUAAAGCCACCAAGUCGCAAGGGUAGCAGAAAGUUGAGAUUAAGCGACUCAAUUGCUAGUAGUAUAGGGAGCAAUUUGAAUCGCCUAAGUGGAGCUCAGGACUUAAAUAAGAUGCUUCUGACGGACGAUUAUUUUAGUGACGUUAAUCCACGAAGUAUGAGACGAUUAAUGAAUGUUGUUUACGUUACAGGAAGAUUAUUGAAAGCAUUCCAAAUUGAUUUUAAUUGGUAUCAUUUAGCAAGUUGGAUCAAUAUUACUGAACAGUGGCCAUUUCGAACUUCAUGGAUGAUUUUCUAUUAUGAUACAAGCGAAGACAAUCUUGAAGAUUCUAUGUCAUUAAAAACACUUUAUGACAAGGUUCGUCCCCAAAUUCCAAUCUUCAAAGAUGCCCAACCAUUACUUGAAAUGGACAGAGACGAACGCAAACUCGACGUAUUUCUGACGUUUCAUCGCUCUAGCCUUCUUGUUAGUGAUAUGAAGAUUUUUCUACCAUUUACAAUAAACCUUGAUCCAUAUGUUAAAAAAAAAAUCAAAGAAGAGCAACAAAGUUUAGACGAGGAAUCAAAUCACCGUGGAAUGUCCAAGUGGAACAAUUCUUUAUCAAUUAGUGGUGCUCAUGGAAUCAUAGAUUCUAACUGUCCUAUAAAUAGUCAUUCAACAACCUUUACUCAACAAUCUCGAAUAUCAAAAUCGAAUAUUGGUCGCAUGUCAUCAGAAUUUACAUUACUACCGCAGUUUUUAUCUACGCAAACGCCUACAGCCGUUUGGUCAAACACGAAGCAAGGCUAUGAGUGGCAAAUGGUUCAGUGGCCGCAUCUGCCAUCUCCAAUGGAAUCUGUGCAUAAGCCCUUUUGUGCAGUUACCACUUUACCAUCGGAUGUAUUGGAUAUUAAGCUUUCAAUACUUACAGUUCAAGGCUUAUGCGAUUUACUUGAUAAAAUUCAAGAUUUAAAUUCAAAUCAAAUACCACGUUAUAAAGAAAUUAUCAAAGAAAAUAAUAUUAGUGGCAGAGUAUUGCUUCAUUGUAACUUAUUGGAAUUAAAAAAUGUACUUAAAAUGUCAUUUGGCGAUUGGGAACUAUUUCGUAUGGUAGUUAUUUCUUUGAGAGAGCAAGAACUAACUAUAUUAAUAACUCAAGAAGAAAGUCCUCGGAGCGUUAGAUUUGUUGUUGAUUCGGAUGAACGUAUCUGUAAAGAAUACAUGAGCCAAAAUAAUAUUACAAGAGUUCCUACAAUUAUAGAAAAAGAAAAGAAUUUAUCUAGAACAGAUGGUUCUUCAAGAAGGGAUCAAAACAAACAAUCUAUUAUGGAAAAACAGACACAGUUUCAGGUUACAUUAGAAGAGCAGAUGAUAUGUGGUGCAUUACAAACUCUGAAUGAAGAGGCUUGUGAGGAUGUGUUUGACGUACCAGUAUCACCAGUUAUGCCUGCAGAUUUGCUGCCAGAUGAUCCAGCAAGAUCAAGAACAUCAAGCCUGUCUCAGGACACGGACUACGUGAUCUUACAAUCGAGUCCACUAUUGCAAUGGAUGCCAAUGUCCAACGAACCUGAAAAUGGUGGAUCGAGUUCUGACAGCUCCCUUAACUCUGGAAAUUUACUGCCUAUUCAUCGUAGUAACUCCCAACGAAGUAUAAAUUCGCGCUGUAGUGUCAUUUCAAGCUUCUCUUCCAAUCACUAUAAAACUCCGUUGACAAAUACAAUGUAUCAAAGGAAUUCUGAAAAGCAGCUAUUGACACGAAGACCAUCGUCGUUAGUGAUCUCACCACCAUCUUCACCACGAUGUUCUUCGAAAUCCAAAUUUUCUACCGAAUAUGCUGUCAGUGAUUUAAUGCUUGUCAAUUCCUCGAAACAUUCAAAUUCUACGCAACGUUCGAAUUCCUCUGGGCAGGAGUUUGUAAUUUCUAUUUCUGUGCCCAAUAUUAGCACUCCAAGUACUUGUUUCAACAGUAGCGGAUUCAGUAAAUUAACCCGGUUGAAAGAAAAAUUGUUGAAUACAAGCAAAUCACAUUAUAAAGAAGCUUCAAUUGAAUCGGUAAAAAUUGAUCGAGUUACCAAUGAUGAGUCAACACCCUUAGUAUCUGAAUUGUCAAGAUCAAUGAAUUCUACCGUUGAUAACAUUUUCAAGUGCACAAAGCUUAACAUCGAAAACAGUGAAUCGCUGUCCUUUGAUUCGCUAGCCAAGAACUCAUUUGAAAAUGCUGAACAUGCAAAUUUGGAUGAAUUAAAUUAUUAUCCGUUACAAAAAAAUUUAGUAUUGGAAUCAAAUUCACCAAGCGGAAAUCAUCCUUUAUCACGACAGAAUGCUCAAGAUUGGGAAAAUCCUGAGACGCCAGUUUAAAUAUAUAACUAAAGCAACAAGUUCGCUUAUUUUCGUACUGAUUAUCCAACAUUAUUGAAA